Molecule: messenger RNA, 5585 nt
Organism: Sphaerodactylus townsendi
Lineage: Eukaryota; Metazoa; Chordata; Lepidosauria; Squamata; Sphaerodactylidae
Gene: CRY2
Product: cryptochrome circadian regulator 2
Exons: 12
Coding region: 132-1937 (601 amino acids)
Biological process (GO): entrainment of circadian clock by photoperiod; circadian regulation of gene expression; negative regulation of DNA-templated transcription
Cellular component (GO): nucleus; cytoplasm
Molecular function (GO): DNA binding; FAD binding
Source: RefSeq, a predicted model, not a curated record
GGCGAGUGGCGCUGUGCGCACUCGGAGUGGGGGAAGGGCCGGUGUGGCGGCGGCGGCGCUGGGGCGCGAGAGCUGCGUUCCGUGCAGUCGGGCCCAGUGAGGCGGCUGCUGCUGUGAUUCUGGGGUUCGCGAUGGCUUCUUUUCCCGGCUUGGUAGCCCCGGCGCGGUCCAUCGAUGGCGGCGGCUGUACGGUGCAUUGGUUCCGCCGGGGCCUGCGGCUCCACGAUAACCCUGCGCUGCAGGCGGCUGUCCGGGAGGGCGUCUCCGUGCGCUGCAUCUAUAUCCUGGACCCCUGGUUCGCGGCCUCCUCGGCUGUGGGCAUCAACCGCUGGCGGUUCUUGCUCCAGUCCCUGGAAGACUUGGACAACAGUUUAAGAAAACUCAACUCUCGCUUAUUUGUAGUCCGAGGCCAGCCCACUGAUGUAUUUCCAAGACUCUUUAAAGAAUGGGGGGUAACUCGUCUUACCUUUGAAUAUGACUCAGAACCAUUUGGGAAAGAAAGAGAUGCUGCUAUAGCAAAGUUGGCUAAAGAAGCUGGUGUGGAAGUCAUGACAGAAAAUUCUCACACUCUUUAUGACUUGGACAGGAUAAUUGAACUGAAUGGGCACAAGCCUCCUCUUACAUACAAGCGUUUCCAGGCCAUCAUUAGUCGUAUGGAACUUCCCAGAAAGCCAGUUGCUGCCAUAACAAGCAAUCAGAUGGAAAAAUGUAAGACAGAGAUCCAGGAAAAUCAUGAUGAGGCAUAUGGGGUUCCAUCCUUGGAGGAGCUAGGUUUCCCCUCUGAUGGCCUCUCCUCUGCCAUUUGGCAGGGAGGGGAGACAGAAGCUUUAACUCGUCUGGAUAAGCAUCUGGAAAGAAAGGCAUGGGUUGCAAAUUAUGAAAGGCCAAGGAUGAAUGCUAAAUCAUUGCUGGCAAGUCCCACUGGGCUCAGCCCCUACCUUCGUUUUGGCUGCUUAUCCUGUCGCUUAUUCUAUUAUCGUCUCUGGGAACUAUACAAAAAGGUGAAGCGGAAUAAUACUCCUCCACUAUCACUAUACGGCCAGUUGCUCUGGAGAGAAUUCUUCUAUACAGCUGCAACAAACAAUCCCAAAUUUGAUCAUAUGGAGGGAAACCCUAUCUGCAUCCAGAUCCCAUGGGACAGGAAUCCUGAAGCUUUGGCAAAGUGGGCAGAAGGCAAGACGGGAUUUCCCUGGAUUGAUGCCAUUAUGACACAGUUGAGACAGGAAGGUUGGAUUCAUCAUCUGGCUCGGCAUGCUGUGGCUUGCUUUCUGACCAGAGGGGAUCUGUGGAUCAGCUGGGAGGCUGGCGUGAAGGUAUUUGAUGAGCUGCUGCUGGAUGCCGAUUUCAGUGUGAAUGCAGGCAGCUGGAUGUGGCUUUCGUGUAGUGCUUUCUUCCAACAGUUCUUUCACUGCUAUUGUCCUGUUGGCUUUGGGCGUCGUACAGAUCCUAGUGGUGACUUUAUCAGACAAUACCUGCCGAAACUGAAAGGCUUUCCCUCACGUUAUAUCUAUGAGCCCUGGAAUGCCCCUGAGUCAGUGCAGAAGGCAGCAAAAUGUAUCAUUGGUAUAGACUAUCCCAAACCCAUGGUGAAUCAUGCAGAAACCAGUCGUCUGAACAUUGAGCGCAUGAAACAGAUUUACCAGCAGCUGUCACGCUAUAGAGGCCUCUGUUUAUUGGCUUCUGUCCCUUCCUGCAUGGAAGACCUCAGCAGCCCAGUCACAGACCCAUCUCAGGGACAGGGAAGCAGUACUAGUACAUUGCCAAGACAGUCCUACUUGGGCCGUACUUCUCCAAAACGGAAACAUGAGACUGUAGGUGAACACAGUGAAGAACUGUACAAACGAGCCAGGGUAACAGCUUUGCAAAUCUCAGAGAAUCCACACCAAGGACUUGAGAAUACAGAGGUGGGAGAGUGCAAGACAACAUCCAUCUGCUAGAGUGGCCUCUGCAGUAGCAGAGUAGCAUUCGCUGCUGGAAGGACCAGAAUGUUGGCCAACUUCAUUGAUCAAGUCUCUGUAUGGAUGCGUAACCCAGAUGGCUGUCACGCAAGAAUCCUGCAAUCCCAGUGUAAAGUGCAGUGAGCAAGGUUCAUCCAUAAACAAAAGUCCCGGGAGCAAAUAUGUGACUUUACUGAGGUUUGAAUCUGCUAAGACAGGACGUUAGGGGAUGGAACUUGCUCAUUCCAAAGUAUAUUCCAUUUACCUCAUGGACUGAUCCACUCAUUGCUCCUUUUAGAGCGUCAUUUACUAAGCGUUCACUCUCUGCUGUUGAUUAGUAGGUAAUGAUAUGAACCGUGCAAAAUAUAUCAUGGUGCUCACCAUGGUUCCAAAUCCUGCUGCACCUGUUAAAACACUCCAGAUAUAGAGUCUCUUGAAAAUCAGAUAGGAGAAACGUCAUGCAUUGGAUGAGAACUUCAACAAAAAAUGUGUAGACUACCUUAAGGGUUAUUUGAGGGAUUCUAAAGAGUCUGCAUAGUAAUGACCAUUUUUGCCAGAUGAUAGUAAGGUUGGUGGAGGGCUAGAAUGGAAAUAAUGAUUUCCUGUGGGCAGGGCUGUCUCUGCACUGCAAUUAAAGAAAACUAAAAAUCCUGCAGAAUAUAACUGCCACAAAACUCAACUUCCAUGAAAUUGCCUCUGCUUUUUUUAAUAUCAAAAAGAAGGCUUGAAUAUUUAUGUAUAACGUUUGGUGAAAUUUCAGAAACCAGAGCAGUUAUUGAAUAAGAUUUCCUAUUAUCAAAAGGCAUGGCUUCGGUGCCAUAUGUAGCUCUUUCCUCCUACCAAAACUUGCAGAAGCAAAAUAAAUUAUACAAAAUAAGAGAGAGAACCUGAUUUGCGAACUCUGCUUUGUUCCAAAAUUUGAAUUAUUAGGCAAAGUAAUACUUGUCGAACAAAAAUAUAUUUCAGUCUUUCCUGUAUGUGAAUUUUCUUCUUACAUGUGUGUUCUUCAGAAAGAAAGAAGACUAUUUCUUGUUGAGAAAAGUCUCAUCUGCUCAUAGCAGUUUGGCAUUUUCCCCUUUUUUGUAGGAAGCUUCUGCUAUGGAUUGAACUAAAUCCACUGUAAUGAUUUAUAUAGGGGGACAGUAUCACUUCUUUCCCAUGAAUAGAAUUUUUUUUACAGCACUGUUCUUGUGCUGCUCUGUUUUCACAACAAUAGUUUGCAGUGAGUUUGCAAUAUUUAAUAUUUAAAUAUUUAAAUAUAAGUUUGCAAUAUUUAAUAUUUAAAUAUUCCCAGAUUGUGUGCCCUGCAUUGCAUUCCUCAUAUUGAUCGUACUGAGCAUUUGGAAUUCUAACCAGACAACUUCAUGGUUCCUUCAGAUUAUUGAUCAUGUGUCAUCAGUUGAUUUCAGUUAGCCUUGGAGGGAUUGCUGGCUCGCUCUCUCUCUCUCUGCACCACAUCAGUGGGAAAUGCCAUGUUUUCCAAGAUCUUGAGAAGAAUGUUUCAUGUAGCUGGUAUCACUCAGUGAAUGAGCUAUCCAAAGUAAAGUUCUGUGAAGCACUUUGUGUUAGCAAAUUCCAAGAAGCUACUCACAGAUGCAGUGACGUUUCUUGGCAAUAUAGAUCUGGAACAUUGCUUGAUGGCCUGCUCCAUUGUAAUGGGAACAUUGAUUCUUACCUGAAGCAGGGAUCUGGGCUUUGGACUGGAGAACACUGGUAAGGAGAAAAAUGGACUUCAUGAUCCCUGAAACUAUGCAGUCAUGGGAGAAGUCAUACAAUUUUAUAAGAUGUAUCACUGUGAUUUCCUUUGAAAUGUGAUGUUGAAAGAGAGUAUUACGGAUACGUUGGACUGCCAAAAAAAUGGGUUCUUGAUCAAAUCAAACUUGAGCUGUCCCUAGAAGCUAAAAUUAUUAAACUGAAAUUGUCAUAUUAGCACGAUACAAUGAGAAGAAAAGUCACUGGAAAAAACAGUUAUGCUAGGAAAGGUUGAAGGCAGCAGGAAAAGGAAGACCCAACAUGAGAUGGAUUGAUUCUAUAAAGAAAGACACAACCCUCAGUUUGUGUGCCCUGAUCAAGGCUGUUAACGAUGGAACUUUUGGAGAAUAUUGACUCAUAGCGUUGCCAUGUGACCGAAGCGACUUCAGCACUUAGCGCGCACACCACUGUAAUUAGGUGGUAUUUGAAAAAUGACUAGUAAACUCUUCUCUGAAAAGAAGUAACAACUAGUAAUGUUUCUCUGUUGGCCCGCUUUCUUAACUAUUAUGCCCAAUUCCUUACUAGAGAAAGCUAUAUAUAAUCCAUUUUAUCUAAUUGUCUCCAUCUAAAUUUUCAACUUUAAAUGGUACAGGAGAAGAAUUCAGCCCUAUUUGGUACUGCUGAGUGGGAAAGAAAUUCUCUUUCUAUACUUCAGAAACUGACUUCUGUUCCUUGAAAUGUUCUCCAGCUUUGACAGUUGUUGUGUUUAUUGAUUUAUUUUAUAAACAUCCUUAUUUCCCAUGUGUUGUAUGUCAGUUAAUUGUAACAAAUCCAGCAUAUUUGAAAUGUGUUGGACCACCUGAAAGACCAAUAAUUAUUCUAGAGCAAAUCAAGCCUGAACUCUACCUACAUGCUAAAAUGACUACACUGAUGCUAUUGCACUGUGGUCACACAUUGAGAAGAUAAGACUCACUGGAAAAGACGGUAAUGCUAGAAAAACUGGAAUGCAGAAGGAAAAGUGGAAGACCCAGCAUGUAAAGGAUCAAAUCAACAAUGGAAGCCAUGGGCUUCUGUUUGCAACAUUUGAGCAAGGCUACUAAUGAAUGGAUUCUUCAGAAAUUAAUUUAUAGGGUUGCCACCCCAGCAUAUCCAAGCAGGUUAUUGUGUAUUUGUUGUACCUGUGCUGCACAGUUCUAGAAAAAUACACCCUUUACCUUAUUUAAAGACUGUCAGCAAAGAUCAUAUAUAUAUCAGGUUGCAAGUUUUGCCCUUAAUUAGUACAGUAGCAGAAAAAGAAGAAUUAUUGUGGAAAGGAUGACAUAAGGUUUAGAAAAUAUGUUUCAUUUGUUCCAGUCACAUACAACAAGGCUCAAUAAUGUAGGAAUGAUAUUGCUAACAGUUGCACAUACUUGUUCUAGUCUGAGUUUUAAAAAAUCAACUUUCAUUUAUAAAAGAGUAGAGGUUUAAAUCACUAUUUGUGUUUUAAAUGUUAUUUAUUGUAUGGUAUCUUUUUUCUUUAUAUGUUGGAAGCCAUCCUGAACCCGUGAGGGGAAGAAUGACAUACUAAAUAAAUCAAUAUCUAACUCUUGAUGUAAGGAGAAGCUUGAAAAUGAGGAGCCCUUGAAAGAAUCCCUGGGAAAGAAAUGUACAACAUAUAAUCCCUACUCUUUUGCUCAGUUCCCCUACUUCCUAUCCCAUACUUCAUGCAUAUAUAGCUUUAAGAGUAUGGCUUAACUCUUUCAAUAUGGGGGGGGUGCUGUUUGCCUCAGGGGGUUCUGCUGUACAUCCAUAGAAGAUAUUUUACAAACAGGUUGAGUAGACUGACUUAGAUUAGUCAUUGAAACUCUAGGGGAUGCAGAUACAAAUGAAGGUGAUAAAACAAUUGAGUGGUUGUUUAGAAUAAUAGGAAUUAUACUAGGGAUGUAAGUUUCAUUGAAUAAAGUAACAUUAAGCUCA